Molecule: messenger RNA, 1347 nt
Organism: Paramecium tetraurelia
Lineage: Eukaryota; Ciliophora; Oligohymenophorea; Peniculida; Parameciidae
Exons: 3
Cellular component (GO): plasma membrane
Source: RefSeq, a predicted model, not a curated record
AUGAAAUUUGUAAUAUUAAUACUAUUGAUACAGCACUAUCAUACUUGUGAAAUCUAUUACAACAACGACAUCUCAUUUGAUUUCACAGACACCAUAGGCUCCAAUGUCUAAUUGACAGACAAAAAAAUCCUGAAUAUGAAUAUCUGUGGAUCAAUACCUUACUAGUGCGUCACUCAGGAUGAUAAGUAAAUCAUGGUGAGAAAUGAAAAGUCAACCUAAAACCUUAUAAUAGUUGAGAAUGAGGAAUGUGAUUUUUAUUCAAAGCAACACGAUUAUGCGAAAAAUGAUCUCAAACUUAUAGAUGAGAAUAAUCCCUUUGCAGGAGUGGUAUUGAAGCUUCAAGGAGUAGAAGACGAUGACAAUUUGGAACUCCUGCUAAUAUGUAGCAAUUCGGAUGCAUUUGAAAUUUAAACUCCUUGUGAAUAAGAUUAUUGUAUAAAACACUAAAGCGUUUGUCCGAUUCUUGUGACCAAUCCCAUAAUGAAAUUUUAUCAGUACUUAUACAUCCCCCUGGGUGUUAUUUUUAUGCUCUUAGGAAUAGCUCUAAUAAUUUUCGGAUUCCAAUUUUCGAGAUUGACCACUGUCUUGCUGGCUUUCAUGAUUGGGACUGCAAUAUAUACCAUAGUGUUGGGAGAAGGAGUCUUGGAUCAAGAUUCAAGCAAUUUCGCAAUAAUCAUAGUACUGUGUUCUGGUAUAGGAGUUGGAAUUAUCUACGCAAACACAACCUAUGUGAGAUAUUUACUUGGUGUGUUUAACAUGGGUCUAGUAUUUGGGGUAGUGCUUUCUCUGUUGUUGGAACCCUUAUUCUUGCAUUUAUUCAACAGUCAUCCAAUGUUUUUGGCCUUGACCUUAACACUUUCGAUUUCAGGAUUACUGUUUGGAUUUUUGGCAUGCAAAUUUCUAAACACCUUUGGUAUUGGAGCCACAGCCCUAGCAGGAAGUUACUUAUUGAUCAAGCCAAUUGGGUGGUUUGCAGGUGGAUAUCCAAAUGAGCUCUAUUUAGUAAAGAGGGGAUUUUAUGGAUUCGACAAGGAGAUCGAUUUUAGGUUCUACUUGUAUUUCUCCUCCAUAAUGAUCUUGACGAUUGGAAGUGUGUUUUUUUAAUAUAGACAAUUGAGAAAGAGGAUGAGCAUGGAUGAAAUGUUCGCUUACAAAGAAAUGGAUUAUUGUGAGAUGGGAAAUUUCGAAAAGGGCAACAAGUCUGAAGUCAAGGGAUUUGUAGAUGAAACUGAGGUAUUGCAUAUAAUAAUAGCUAUUUUGUAGGAGGUUAUGCAAUCUGUGUAAUUUGUUAAAAAGCUAGGAGAGACAGGACAGAGGAGAAGCGAUUCAAGCCAACAGAGUUAAUGA